Messenger RNA from Ooceraea biroi (clonal raider ant), 4987 nucleotides. RefSeq lists its product as uncharacterized. Lineage: Eukaryota; Metazoa; Arthropoda; Insecta; Hymenoptera; Formicidae. The record is from RefSeq and is a predicted model, not a curated record.
UGUGGGUAUGCAUAAAACAAGAUAUAGAUUCAUAUUAUGAUAAUGUAAUUUGUGAGCAACUGAAAAGCGAUGAAGAGAAUGUCAGAUUCCUAUUCAUACAGCAAAUUGUAUUGCCCACUGACGAAAUCUAGCAACUGAUGUUUCCUUCGCAGGCAUAACACACAGUUCAUAACACCGAACUUGUUUUCUCAAAACAAGAGGUAAGUCCGAUAUGUCGUGCGGCUUGCCAGUUUCCCUCGUAUCUUAUAGUAUAUAGCUAUAACUUUCCGUGUGCAGACAACGUACUUGCAGACAGAAACUUGCGCAAUAUUAUUUUUCUAUUGCCAUGGAUAUUAGAAACAACAGCUACCCACUUUUAAGAAGGACGGUGUCCGUUUCGAAUCAGUGCAGAUACAUAUGUUAUGGUUGUCCAUUUGUAAAAGAUUUGCUGAUUAAGGAAUUGUUCACCCGUGGCCUACUUUGGACACCGCAUUUAUACGAUCAUAUCAGUGUGCAACAUUUCAUGCCAUAUGAAACUACUCGAAAUAUAUUACUUCGGGUGUCUGUAAGAUGCAGCCAGAUGCAAAAUCACUUCCAAUUCAUCGCCAAAUUACCGAAAGCCAGACCGGAGGAGUCGAAACACAAUCAUUCGUUCCGGAACGAAGUGCUGUUCUAUAGUAUCAGGAAAAAUUUCAGAAAUAGAAUAUUUCCAAACUGUUACUUCGGCAAUCAUUCUCCGCUUAAAUCUGCGCACCCGGUUGUCGUACUGGAGGAUCUGACUAAGUGCGGUUUCGCGCCAUUUGAACGUAAAUUAAACAAGUCACGCCUGAUAAUCUGUGUGAAAUUAUUGGCAACAUUCCAUGCUAAUACAUACAGACUACAGAAGGAAAACAAUAAUAUUUAUGUAUUUUCUCUUUUCGAAAUAUUGAAGAGGGAAAGUAAAAAAGAAAGGAUCGAACAACGGAAGGAAAGAGUCAGGGUCUUUCUGAGUAGUACAAUAAUGUCCGAACUCGACAACGUUCUUAGAACAAAAAUAAAGCGGAAACUGAAGAAAGUGGAACUGUUGAAGACGGAUAUCGCUUCGACUAUUAUUCAUGGUUGUUUCACGCGAUCCAACAUAUUUGUCAAAUAUGAUGAUCAGGGAUGCCGUACAAAGUUGAUCGAUUUUCAAGCGAUAAAAUAUGACUCGCCGUCAAUCGAUUUCGGCCGUAUUUUUCUCACUAAUCUGCCUAAUGAACAUAACGUAUCAAAACUCGAAAAUAUGUUCAAGAUCAUACUGCACACUUAUUUAGAGAAGUUAAAAAAAGACUAUCCGCGGGUGAUUUUUACGCUUGUGCGACAGGACAUUGUACACAACAUGAUACUCUCAUAUAUUAAUCUGAACGAUGAAGAGAAAGAAGCAAUAGAAAAUCAUAAACCGAUACUGCAUAUGCUUAAUAAAAUCGGCAGCUUUGAUUGAAACCGUUUUUGACCACGUUUAUUUCUUGUGAAUCUGACAUUUAUUGUUUACGGAGAAUAUAUGCAAAGUUUUUAUUGACACUGCAUUCUUGCUAAGGUAACCCAUUUGGAAUUUAGUACUUUGACUAAUUUCGUGCCAAAAUACAAGUCAAUAAAAUUAUGUUCACGUUAAACCAAGUUUUUUUCAGAUAUGUAGUAAACGCUAAUCACAAUAGAACUUUAAGUAGACGAUUUGUCAGAACUUUUAUAGAAAAAGUGAUAACAUCAGAAUUUGUAGAGAAUAUAUAAAAAAUAUGAAAUUAGCAUAAGCAAACUAUUAACUAAAUAUUAAUAUUUAUUAUUAAUUAAUGUUGUUUGAUGUUACAUACUGAUGUAAAAGCUUUCUAUUUUCAGUAUAUAUUCUGUACUGAUUCUGAUAGCAUCAUACGUGACAAGCACGUCAUUACGACGUCACUACUAUAUCUUGUGCACGUCUACCCGACGUGCUUGCGACUUCUGUGCAAGCAGGGGAAUAUUAGAACAAUAGAUCUUUUGCAUUUUGCUCCAACUCUAUUCACACGAGAGCCGAUUUUACGAUAUUGUCGCGAGAUUCAACCGUGGUAUUUUCUAGUUCAGCCAAUAUAUUUUGUUAAUGCAAAAUGAAAAUGGACAAAUACAAAUACGCUUAUUUCUAUGCACGAUGUUAUCGGCGUUUCAAACAAAUAAAUGCUUCACUGAAUAUGUAUGGAGAACAUUUAGCAGAGAAUCAUCCUCCGCAAAACCGGAUAAAGUUAGAAAUAUGAAAUUAUAUAUAUACACAUAUAUAUAUAUAAACUUAUUCUGUCAAUUAUUCUUUCAAUUCAAUUGUUCUAGAUUCUAUUUUUAAUACUUGUAACGAACAUUCUCACAAUUAUAACUUUGCUUUUGAUUUUUACCAAUUAUGUUAUCUUAUUGAACUUAAUAAACUUUAAUCUUUCAAUGCAUACUAUAUGAUAAGAGUUUUAUUGUUUAUUAAUCCUUUUUAUUUUAACAAUUUUUUGCAAGUGCGAGGUUCGAUUUGUAUAUUCGAUAUAUUUAUAUGAAUAAGAUUUAUCUACUAAAGCUCGAUAGAUCCUUAUAGAUCUAUCUACCUAUCGGAACAAAAAAACAAAACGAAGCGACACAUAUGUAUUUGGAAUAUAUAUUAAAGCGCGAUAAUGCUUGUAUUUAGGUAACCGUUUACAAACAUUAGUUCUACAAACCUUUUCAAGCUUUAAUAUGUCAUUUCCAUUAGACAGAUUAGUAAUCAAAAUGCAGUCGAAAUCGAUCACCGAUGAAUCUAACAUUACUGCUUUAAAAUUGAUAAAUUUUAGUUUUGUUUUGUUAGUCUCAUCAUUUGUAGAAUAUUUUAUUGCUCUUAUUAUUAAAUUCUGCAGAAGGUUGCUCUGUGAGCAGCAAAAUCGGAAGAUUUUACUAGUUGUGUGUUAAAGAAAUUGAGCCUUUAUUACGAAAUAAUUUAUACAUUGAACAUAUUCUAGAGAAGAUUAUUUCUAAAUUAAUACAUGAUACGCGUUGGAUAUUUCUGAUGUUGAUAAAUCUUCAAUUCAAACAUUGCAGAAGCAAUUUAAGAUGUGAGAAGGAUAGAAAUAAAGUACGCAACGACAAUUGCCAUUCAAUGUAUGGUUUUAUAUCAUAAUGUUAUUACAGAAAUGGUAUUUCAUAAUAAUUAAAAGUAAUAGUAGUUUUAUUGAUGAAUCACUCGUGCGGGUGCGCUGACGGAUUGACCUUAUUGCGCCACCGCCUUUCGGGAUGUCGACGUUCACGUCAAUCGACGAGCGCACACGUAUUUUUUUUUCUUUUGUUCAAUUACAUUUUCUUUUUGCAUCAAAUCUUCCCUUUUUUCUUUUCUCGUCAUUAUCAUUAUUAUCAUCAUACAUAAUGGAAAAAAAUGUUACAUUUGUACAGCCAUCAUAUACAUGUUACAUUUAGAAUACCGUUAAUCCAUUAUCCACUUUUUUGUCUCGUUAAACGUGUGUGUAUGGAGAGAGUAUCAUGUGUGUCUCCUUUUCUUUUUCCUUUCGGUGUGUAUGUACGUGUAUAUACGUGUAUGUAUAUGUAUAUCUUGGCGUGUGAAUAUGCCUACUUAAUGAGAGUGAAAUGCUAUUUAGUCUCAACACAAACUACACCAGCACGGCUCUCUGCAUCGCACAGUCGAUCGCUAGGAGGUGGAUUUUCGAUGAGAAAUUUUGCCAAACUCACAAGUUUAUCUUUUUACGUCGGAAUAACGAAUAUACCCAGAAUAACAAUCGGAGAAUCAAGUGUUGAAGGUAGAGAAACGUGAAAUUUCAAGUAUAUAUAUGUACACGAUUACGUUUUCAGCCUCCUGAUAACGACCAAUGUAGAUUGCCCUACGUGCAAUUUGUAUCAAAUCUAGAGUGUGACAAAGAGCGAAAGAGCGAGAGAGAGAGAUAGGUGAGACAAUAAAUAAGAUCUAAAAGUAGGUAUUCUUCGCUGCGUACAAAAAAAAAAACAGAUAAAACUCAAGCAAGACGAAAGCAAUACACGUGUGUAAUUAUCAUUAAACGAUUAAUUCAAUACAAUAAUCGCUGCGUCUACUUAAUCGUAAAUACGUAGCCGUUUGCGCAGCACGAGAACGAAUAUUAUUUAUCACUAUACUCAAGUAUGUAUAACUUUCCUUAAUUGAUUAUAUUUAUAACAUUAUUUACUUUUUAUUAUUUCGAUGCGCGGCGAACCGCUACCGAGACGAUCCUACAAGAUAAUAACUCGAUAGAUCUCUAGUCCUCAGUGUCGUGUACGUGUGUCGGUGUAGUACGUGUGUAUACGUGUAAAAUGCAAUUACAUUGUCGCGGCUUUUUUUACCGAGAGAGAGAGAGGGAGAAAAUAAAAAUAUAAAUCGUACAUUGAACCCGAUAGACGGACAACGUGCACGGAAAAUGACGCAACUGCCUCCGAAUAAUAGAAUAAUAAAUAAUCAAUUGAACUACAAAAUUGAAAUACGGACGCACGAUCGAACAAAAGUGAAAACGUAUUUGUAGAACAAUUCGUAGAACGAAACGAGAUUGUCGCGCAAGCGGACGAGACGAAAUGUGCACGAUGGAUUCACACACGAGAUACGUAAAGAAUCAAUGAAAAUUGUAGGACGUAAAGGUAAAAAAUCAAAUAAAAUCGAAAUCUGUUAAUUGUAAAACGACUAAACGAUCGAUUACGACGAUUUCGUGACACACUCCAAUUGCUGUUUCUUCGAAUCAUCUGAAUUCUAUUAACGCAUGCUGCCGAUAAUGUAAAGCAGAAAGGACCGAUUGCAGACGUGUGACAAGUGAUUGCGUGUGCUUAUUCCACGUUACGCCGUCACCGCGAAUACAGAAUGCGAAUAAACCGAGGAAAGUCGAACAAAACGGAAAAAAAAGAAAAAACUGACGACAGGCGAGUUGCUGCAUUUGCCCAGUCUCGUUCGAACGAGAGAAAAUUCGAGAAUUUGGCGAGCGUGUGCGAAUGUGGUUUUCCGUUUUCUUUUUUUUUUGUGUCAUCAUCACGAUCGUGUUUUACCGUGUCUCGUAAAGUGGCGGGAUAA